Messenger RNA from Aspergillus pseudotamarii, 941 nucleotides. RefSeq lists its product as uncharacterized. NCBI's taxonomy places the organism in Eukaryota, Fungi, Ascomycota, Eurotiomycetes, Eurotiales, Aspergillaceae. Bases 84 to 728 code for a protein of 214 amino acids. The record is from RefSeq and is a predicted model, not a curated record. Gene Ontology annotation, molecular function: acyltransferase activity, transferring groups other than amino-acyl groups. The transcript has a single exon.
CUCUAUUCAUCUACUUAUACCAGCACUAGUGUACACUUCACUAGAUACCAAAUCUCAGUCACACAAACCCUAUAUAUCCCAUCAUGACCACAACAACCAUAACAACCGCCCCAGAGGAACCAUGCACCCUCAUCCCAAUCAACCUCCACAACCCUACCGAAUUCGCCGAACUAAAGCAACAACGCCGAAAAUGCGGCUGGGACUACGACGACGCCAACCUCAUCGCCUGGCGAGACAAACAAGACACGAACCUGAAAUCCUUCUUCUGGGUCACCGUCCCCUCACAAUCCACUGAUGCCGACGCGCCUCACCGCAUCCGCGCCGGUCACAUCUCUCUCGACUCCUACGCCGAUCCCCCCGACCCCGAACUCGCCACAGCCGAUCGCGCAAAUCUCACCAUCCAGACCUUCUUCGUCGACCCCGCACACCGGGGUGGCCUCGGCCGCAAAGCAAUGGAUAUUGUCGAAGCGAUGGCGAGCGAGGAACCGUAUGGUAGUCCGGAGUGUAAAUAUCUCACGCUGACCGCCCUCAGUAGGCGGUAUUUCUACGAGCAGAAUCCUUUCUGGGAUAAAUUGGACCGAGUCCGGCCUUCUGUUUGUGCGGUCGAGUGGUAUGAGAGACGGGGGUAUGUGUAUUGGAAGUCCGAGCCAAGAUAUCACGAACCCUUGUUGGAAGGGGAGGAUGCAAUCAUCUGGGUGGAUUUUUUGAGAAAGCCCGUGCGGGGGUAGUUAGAAGUGGUUACGGAGUAAUGUGAUUGACUUUUCAUCAGCCUGGUGAUGUUUGAGUGUGGUAAGGGUUUUGUUGAUGAAUUUCCUGGAAAGGGGGGGCUGUAUAUAUGGAGUUUGAAGUUGUACAUAUCUUUUUUUCCCUGCUACUCCGUAUGUAUACACGCAUAUGGCAUAUGCUGGGUUAGAUACAAUGAGCAACGCGUCCAUGAACCA